Molecule: messenger RNA, 843 nt
Organism: Ctenocephalides felis (cat flea)
Lineage: Eukaryota; Metazoa; Arthropoda; Insecta; Siphonaptera; Pulicidae
Product: neurofilament heavy polypeptide-like
Source: RefSeq, a predicted model, not a curated record
GCGUUGGUGUGUCUGAGUUUAGUAUGUUUUGUAUAUACCACACCUCAAGAUGAAUACGAUGAACCUGCUGAAGCGCCUAAAACUAGAAUAAACCCGCUUUUGAGAAGAGCCAAUGGUGCUCGUGCAGGAUUGCCUAAUUCUAAAGCAGCCACUACUACUACGACGACGCAAGCCCCAAAGGAAGAAGAAGAAUAUGAUGAUGAAGGCGUGGAAGAGGGCGCAGAAGAAGAUGAGGAAGUAGUAACGACAGAAGCUCCAAAAAAGAAGGGCAUUAAGUCUGGUGUAGUUAGGCCUUUUAGAAGCAAUGACGAUCUACUUGCCGCACUCAAGAGGCGCCGUGAAGAAGCUAAGAAUGGUAAAUCUCACCAUGCUGUAGAUCACCAUGAACCUUCGGAAUCAGCCAAGGAAGAAACUGAAGCAAAAACACCGAAAAUAGCGCCAAAAGCAAAUAAUGCAAGCAACGGUCGAAGGCGUUUCACGGGUGCAAAAGACAAAGCUGAACCGAGCAGCCCCGCUGAAGAAACUAAGGAAGCAGAAGCAAAAGUUGCCAAACCUUCACCCAGAUCUAGGUUCUCAUCAAGGGCCAGCCCAAAGGCACCAGCUCAAUCUGAAGAUAUCGCGGGAUCAGAAUCUAAUCAACAAAUAGCCGUACAGGCAAAACCUAGUAGGGCUAAUUACAGAAGAGCGGCCAGAUCGUAGGAAGACUAGCAUAAUUUAAUAAAUAGGCGUCAUAGCAGUUAUCAAUGGUGAUAUUAUUCAAGUAUACACAUACAAUUUUUUGUGAGAGUUAUCAAGGUUUUCUGGAUAAAACAAAAUGAUUGAUUUAUGUUGCAGGUAUAUAGG